Messenger RNA from Gloeophyllum trabeum ATCC 11539, 1927 nucleotides. Its product is annotated as kinase-like protein. NCBI's taxonomy places the organism in Eukaryota, Fungi, Basidiomycota, Agaricomycetes, Gloeophyllales, Gloeophyllaceae. Bases 172 to 1485 code for a protein of 437 amino acids. The transcript has 11 exons. The record is from RefSeq and is a predicted model, not a curated record. Gene Ontology annotation, molecular function: G protein-coupled receptor kinase activity; G protein-coupled receptor binding; ATP binding. Gene Ontology annotation, biological process: protein phosphorylation; regulation of signal transduction; G protein-coupled receptor signaling pathway.
UGCCAGUCCCCUCCUCCUUCCUCCCGUCCUGCCCAGUAUUCCCGCCGGUGCGACGCCUGCGCUUUCGUCUUCGGUCGCUGCUGUCCGCUCUGCUUUGCUUUCUAUUUAAUCUUUAUUCUGCGCUGCCUUCACGAACGGCCUACACUAUCCCUACGAAUCUAACGAACUGUCAUGGGUGCUUUAUGCUGUCGUCCUCAGCCGAUAGACUUUGACGCAGAUGUCAACCUCUUCCACUUUGUCCUUCUCCGGUGUGUAGGCAAGGGUGCGUUUGGGAAGGUGCGGGUGGUGCAGCACAAGCAGACGCGGGACCUUUACGCCCUCAAGUACAUUAACAAGGCAAAAUGUGUGAAGAUGAAGGCUGUAGCGAAUAUCAUCCAAGAGCGGCGAUUGCUGGAAGAGAUCGACCACCCAUUCGUCGUAAACUUGCGAUACGCCUUCCAAGAUGACGAGAAUUGCUUCUUCGUGUUGGAUCUUAUGCUCGGCGGGGACCUGCGUUUCCACCUGGAAAGACUAGGCUCUCUGGGAGAGGAGACAGUCAGGUUCUACGUCGCCGAGAUAUCGUCCGCCUUAUCUUUCCUUCAUGAAAAUCGUAUAAUUCAUCGUGACCUCAAGCCCGAUAAUAUCCUACUAGACGAGCGGGGCCAUGCGCAUAUCACUGACUUCAAUAUCGCCGUGCAUUACUCCGAGCGUCGAAUGCUCACUGGCGUGGCCGGCUCUAUGGCGUACAUGGCACCGGAGAUUCUGGCUAAGCGUGGAUACACUUACACCAUUGACUGGUGGUCCCUCGGUGUCUGCGCAUACGAGCUCAUAUUCGGUCGUCGGCCUUUCCGAGGAAAGACAAACAGCGACCUCACGCACAGUAUCUCUAAGGAUCCACUACGCUUCCCCGAGGAUGCAGAGUCGCGGUGUAGUAGAGCAGGUCUACAAGCUCUCAAAGGCCUUUUGACUCGAGAUCCUGCACAACGGUUAGGAUGCAAACCUCAUGGGGAAGGCUUUGAGGAGUUGCGGCGGCAUCCAUGGUUCCGGAACAUCGACUGGGAGACGUUGGAAAGCAAACAGGCAACGCCACCCUUUGUUCCUGAUUCGAAGAAGGCGAAUUUCGAUGCAUCGCAUGAAUUGGAGGAACUUCUACUCGAGGACAAUCCUCUGAAGGCGAAGCAACGGAAAGCAAACCAGGAUAACCUGACUCCUGAAAUGAGACAGAUGGAGGAACAGUUCACCACUUAUGACUUCAAGAAGAUGCAGCGACGCUCCUACUACCCUCAUAAUCAGCAGAUUGUCUCGACCGUGACGGCGACGUCAUCUACGGGCAUGACCGGCGUACCCUCGCGUCCCGUAACUCCCGGAGACUUCCAGAGCGAACAAGGGCUGACGGCGAAUGGUGCCGCCAUCGGUGUGGCAAGGACGACAGAUGAAUUCAACGAGUCAGAUGGCCACGGGAUAAGCAUGAAUAGACUGCCGAUAUCUGAGAAGGAGUACUCAUAGCCUUCGCGGUCUACCUUAUCUCUGCCAACUUCAUGUACACACGCGCGGGACUUACUGGUCAUUCUCUCAGCACACGCCACAUACCCCUUCACUGUUACGAUCUGGUUUCGUCACAAUGCUUUUCUUAUUCCCUUUGGCAUGCUUUGCAUAUCGUGUCUUUUCCUACUUCUGUGUCAUUUUUAUAAUACUCUCGCCGGAGCUCAUCUUGAGGGGUUUUGGGAUUAUUUCAUAUCCGGAUCACAGAGGAUAUGUCGUUUGUGGGAUCCGAGUUACACUAUUUCUAGCGGACUGCUCGGCUGCUGUGGACUGAGCGUCAGUAAUACCUUCAUUCCAAACGUUCGCUGGUUCAUCACGAUCUCUCCAUCACACGUUGCGAUUGUGCUAUAUUGUAAUUGCUUGCGCAGCAGUAAAUUGAUACUGUGGCCCGCACUGGAGUUUGCGC